CAAGCUGAAGAGCGUAGACGCAGUUCUCUCGCCUGUCGAAGGCGGGACUUGCACUGGAGCAUAUCGUGUAGGCGGAGCGUAUGCACCGUUUUCUAUGCAAAAUUCAUGACAGCGUCGCUUUGAUAACUUCAAGUGAACACCACACUUCAAUGCUCAAUUCAUAUUGCAAAUCUGUACAGAGAGGGAGGUGUAUUAAGGUGUGCUGCUGUUGUAAACACAAAAUGACGUUUCUCUAGCAGCAAAGAAGUUUUAAAAUGCUGACAUUCAUCGGAGUAAAAAUUACUAUGUUCAAUUUUUGCUCUUUGUGACUAUACUGCAGAUGCACAAUGUGGUUAUUAAACAAGGAUAUCGUUGAUUAAUGGAGAUCUCAGGGCUCUGUGUAAAAUAUGAUCGUGUACUAUUCCAUACCGGCUUUGCUAGCUGCACUGUGCUACAUGAACGGACAGCACGGGGAUUUCGUGCACGACGACGUGAUGGCCAUUUCUCACAAUCGUGACGUCACCGGUCAGUCUGACGUAGUGGAGGUGUUCUACCAUGACUUCUGGGGACAGCCCAUGUGGGACCCAUCCAGCCACAAGUCGUACAGGCCACUGUGUGUAUUAUCCUUCAGGUUGGACUACUCCCUCGGCGGCGGCAGCUCAACAUGGUUUCACCGUGUCAACAUCCUUCUGCACGUGCUGGUCACGUGUCUGGUGACGCACGUGUCUCUCAGUGUGCUACAGGCUCCGGCUGUGACCUCGACCCUGGCGGCGUCACUGUUUGCGGUCCACCCAAUCCACACGGAAGCU
Physella acuta is the source of this 788-nucleotide messenger RNA. Its product is annotated as protein O-mannosyl-transferase TMTC2-like. Gene Ontology annotation, molecular function: mannosyltransferase activity. The record is from RefSeq and is a predicted model, not a curated record. NCBI's taxonomy places the organism in Eukaryota, Metazoa, Mollusca, Gastropoda, Physidae. Gene Ontology annotation, biological process: protein O-linked glycosylation via mannose. Gene Ontology annotation, cellular component: endoplasmic reticulum membrane.